AUGCCUGUUCACCAUCCUCAAGGCCCUGGUAGCGCUAGCGAUGCCUUGGGCCAGCCGUUAGAUUUUGUUUUUGCUGGGAAAAGCGCCAGGAACAGAUUCGUCAAAGCCGCAAUGGCCGAGACGCUCGCAAGCUGGGAUGAACAUGAUCGGCGCGCAUCAGGCAUACCUGGCCAAGACCUAAUCAAUCUUUAUAGACGCUGGGGCGAGGGCGGUUGGGGCACUAUUUUGACUGGUAACAUCCAAACACAAUAUCUGAUGCCUGGUAGCCGCGGCGACAUGAUAAUUGACCCGGAAUCUCCAAUGGAGGGAGAGAGAUUCGAUGGCUUUAAACAUGUCGCCGAAGCUGCAAAGGCCAAUGGAAGUUUGAUUAUCGGGCAGAUUUCUCAUGUCGGCCGAAAGGUCACCCCUGACCUGGUCAAGGAAGCUAUUUCAGCCUCUGCAAUUCCAAUAAAAAGUAAUAAUGAUGGCGCAAAGAAAACAUUUUCUCCCGUCCGGUCUGCCUCGGACGAGGACAUUGCCCUUAUUACCACGGGCUUCGCCCAUGCCGCCGAGUAUCUUGAUAAAGCUGGCUUUGACGGUGUAGAACUGCAUGCUGCUCAUGGAUAUCUGCUUGCGCAGUUCCUGUCGCCAACCACAAAUAAGCGGAAUGAUGCUUAUGGCGGUCCUUCUUUAUCGAAUCGGAUGCGUUUAUUGGUAGAGGUUGUUCGGGAGAUACAGCGCCGUACAUCGCCGGGGUUUAUUAUUGGCGUGAAGCUGAACAGUGUCGAAUUCCAAGACGGCGGUUUCACGCUUGCCGAUGCGCGCGAGCUAUGUAUUGUGCUGCAGCAGGAUCUCAAACUUGAUUUUUUGGAGCUCAGUGGAGGCAGCGCAGAGGGUCUCGCUACUCCAGCACAGAAAGAGACCACGCGUGAACGAGAAGCGUUCUUCCUUGAAUUCGCCGAGGCGAUCGUACCAGCCAUGAAUGAUGUGUCAUUGAUUGGGCAGAGGAAGAAGACUAAGAUCGUUCUUACUGGGGGCUUGCGUUCAGCCAAUGGAAUAAACAGGGCGAUAGAGGUUGUUGACGCUGUGGGCAUAGGUCGUCCGGCUACACAGAAACCGUCAGCACCGACUGAGAUGCUGUAUAAGAACGUGGAUAUACUGCCGGUGGCAGUUCCUCCGUUUGAUAAUAAUGUUAGUUUGGGAGUUCUCGCUUCUCAGGCACAAAUGAAGGACAUUUGCAGGGGUAUUGAGCCCUUUGACCUGACCAACAGUGAAACAGCAGCCCGGUUCCUUACCGAGAUACAAUUGAAGAGCACGUAG
Messenger RNA from Talaromyces rugulosus, 1299 nucleotides. RefSeq lists its product as uncharacterized. Lineage: Eukaryota; Fungi; Ascomycota; Eurotiomycetes; Eurotiales; Trichocomaceae. Gene Ontology annotation, molecular function: FMN binding; oxidoreductase activity. The record is from RefSeq and is a predicted model, not a curated record. The coding region runs from base 1 to 1299 and encodes 432 amino acids. The transcript is spliced from 2 exons.